Chelonoidis abingdonii (Abingdon island giant tortoise) is the source of this 3355-nucleotide messenger RNA. The record is from RefSeq and is a predicted model, not a curated record. NCBI's taxonomy places the organism in Eukaryota, Metazoa, Chordata, Testudines, Testudinidae.
UACAGGCACAAGAAGGGGCUGGAGGAGUUGGGGGGGGGCAGGAGCCGGGAGAACAAAGAACCGAGAGCAUCUCUGGGCGAGUCUGUCCUGGGGGGGCUCAUUAACCCCUCCCUGCCCGGCCGGGGGGCGGGAUUUCUCCAGCUGGGACCAGCCCCCACGGGCUCUGCCCGCAUCCGCUCCGGAGCCAGGGCUCGGUGACCUUCGAGGAGGUGGCUGUGUAUUUCACCAGGGAAUUGUGUUUCAGAGAACCCUCUACAGAGCCGUCAUGCAGGAGAACUGCGAGAAUGUGGCCUCGCUGGCAGGUGAGGGGAUGGUGAGUGAGAAUGAGGAGCAGACGCCUCAGCAGGAAGACGCUGAGCCCGUGGAAGCGUAUGGGGCAUUAUCGCAAAGAUUUGAAGGGAUUGUGUCCAUGAGUUGUGAGCAGGGAAAAAGUUGUGAGGUUCAGCACAGGCCAGAAAGGGAGCAGGGAACUGAGCCGAGGGAGAAAGAGGGUAAUUGUCAGGAAAGUCACAAGGAAACCACAGCCCAACAGAGCAACCCCACAAGCGAGAGAGGCCACACACGCCCUGAGCGGGGAGAAAACGUUGGUAGCCCUCCAUCUGUUCUUCAACACAAGAGAAUCCGCGCCGGAGAGCCACCCCACAAGUGCAGGGAGUGUGGGAAGACCUUCCGUCGGAACUCGCACCUUGUUCGCCACCAGAGCGUGCACACGGGAAACCGACCCUUCCGAUGCUCGGAGUGUGGGAAAAGCUUCAGCGUGAGCUCCAACCUGAUGGCCCAUGAGACCAUCCACACGGGCAAUCGCCCAUUUUCCUGUUCCGAGUGCGGGAAGAGCUUCAACCGACGCUCCAACCUGAUCACGCACUGGAGAAUUCACGUGGGAAAGAAGCCCUUCACCUGCUCGGAGUGCGGGAAAAGCUUCACGGACAGCUCGAACCUCAUCCGGCACCAGCGAACCCACACGGGGGAGCGACCCUAUGAGUGCUGCGAGUGCAGGAAAACCUUCACGGACAGUUCUGACCUUAUCCGGCACCAGCGAACCCACACGGGGGAGCGACCCUACGCGUGCUGCGAGUGCGGGAAAAGCUUCAGUCGGAGCUCCACCCUCAUUCGGCAUCAGAGGAUCCACACGGGAGAGACGCCCUAUAAGUGCCGCGAAUGCGGGAAAAGCUUCAGCGUGAGUUCCAACCUUAUCACGCACUGGCGAAUUCACACGGGGCAUCGACCCUUCGCCUGCUCCGACUGCGGGAAGAGUUUCACCGACAGCUCCAACCUCACUCAACAUCAGAGAAUACACAGGAGGGAGAACCCCUAUAGCUGCCCCGAGUGCGGGAAAAGCUUCACUCAGAGCUCGGCUCUUCUCGCACAUCAGCGGAUCCACACAGGAGAGCGACCCUACGAAUGCUGCGAGUGCGGGAAAACCUUCAGCGUGAGCUCAGCCCUCGUUGCGCAUCAGAGACUCCACACAGGGGACAGACCCUAUAAAUGCUCUGAGUGCGGGAAAAGCUUCAGCGUGAGCUCAACCCUCAUUAUACAUCAGCGAAUUCACACGGGGGAAAGGCCCUAUCGAUGCUCGGAGUGUGGGAAAAGCUUCAAUCAGAGCUCCCACCUGGUUAGGCACCAGAGUCUCCACCGGGGAGAUAAAAAAAAUACAUGCGCGGAGUGCGGGAAACAUUUCAGUUACCACUCAGGCCUUGUUAGACAUGAGAUAAUUCACAUGAAAGAGAGACCCUACGAAUGCAGUGACUGUGGGAAAAGUUUCACUCAGCGCUUAAAACUUAUUGCGCACCAGAGACUCCACACAGGGGAGAGACCCUAUGAAUGCCGCAAGUGUGGGAAACGCUUCACUCGACGAUCAAACCUUUUUACGCAUCAGAAAAUCCACACGGGAGACAGACCCUAUGAAUGCCGUGAGUGUGGGACGAGCUUCACCGACAGCUCGGCCCUUCUGAAACAUCAAAGAAUCCACGCGGGAGAGAGACCCUAUGAAUGCUGCGAGUGCGGGAAAAGCUUCGCUCAGCAAGCAAGCCUCAUUACACAUCAGAGAAUCCACACGGGGGAGAGACCCUAUGUAUGCUGCGAGUGCGGGAAAAGCUUCACACGGAGUUCAAACCUUAUCACUCAUCAGAGAAUCCACACAGGGCAGAGGCCCUACGAAUGUUGUGAGUGUGGGAAAACCUUCACGGAUAGCUCAGCCCUUCUUAAACACCAAAGAAUCCACACUGGAGAGAGACCCUACGUAUGCGGCGAGUGCGGGAAAAGCUUCACUCGCGGCUCAAACCUCAUUACACAUCACAGAAUCCACACUGGCGAGAGACCCUAUGAAUGUUGCGAAUGUGGGACAAACUUCAUUGACAGCUCAGCCCUUCUUAAACAUCAGAGAACCCACACAGGAGAGAGACCCUAUGAAUGCGGCGAGUGCGGGAAAACCUUCACUCAGAGCUCAAAACUGGUCACGCAUCGGAGAACCCACACAGGGGAGAGACCCUAUGAAUGCGCUGAGUGCGGGAAAACCUUUAUUCAGAGUUCAGACCUUAUUAGACAUGAGAGAACCCACACGGGGGAGAGACCUUAUGAAUGCGGUGAGUGCGGGAAAAGCUUCACUCAGAUAUCAAGCCUCAUUACGCACCAGAGGCUCCAUAUGAGGGCGAGACCCUAUAAAUGUGGUGAGUGCGGGAAAAGCUUCACCCAGAGUUCAUACCUUAUCAGACACCAACGAACCCACAGAGGAGGGCCUUUGGGAACGCUGUGAGUGUGGAAACAGCUUUACACGGAGAUCAUAAGACAUUUUUUUAUCAUAAGAAAAUCCACACCGGAGAGAGCUCUUCUCGGCGCUGUGAUUGUGGGAAAAGAUCCACUCAGACCUUACUCUGCAUCAGAGGAUCCACAAAGGGGUGAGAACCUGUGAAUGUUGUAAGUGUGAGGAAAAACUUCCCUGACCGCUCAGCCCUCAUUCCAAAUCAGAGAAUCCACCUGUGAGAGAGACCCCGGGAAAGUGAUGAGUGCGGGAAAAGCUUCACCCAGAACUCAGACACCUCAUCGUAUCAUCAGCGAAACUGUACAAGGGAACAACACCAUGAAACCGUUGUCUAGAACUGUCAACUUUUUAAAAAAAAAGUCUUUUGCUAAUUCCGACAUGAUGACCUUAUCCUAUGAUCUGGGAAAUGCUGCCCUUUAUGUUGCAAAUGGAAACAGAAGUGAGGGGUUUUGGUUGAAUUUACCCUCUGUAGGUGAGGCAAAUGUGUAUAAAAUGAGAUCAGUGUUGAAAAUGAAACAGUAGCCCAGGGAUAGGCAACCUAUGGCACACGAGCUGAUUUUCAGUGGCACUCACACUGCCCAGGUCCUGGCCACUGGU